AUGGUUCCUGCUAAUAAGAGAUACCUUAUUAGGUCACAUAGGCACAUUUCAAAAGAACAGUUGGCUUUUCUUACUACUUUUACUUGUAGUGGCACUAAGCUUGCUGAUAUUCUUAGAGCUAUGAGGAAAGAAGUUAGUGGUGAGGCUCAUUUAGGCUUCAAUAUUUCCGAUGCAUAUGAUGAUGUUUCAAACGAGAAGAAGAAAAUUUUGGAUGGUUGUGAUUCAAAUCAGUUGAUCAGAUGGUUCGCUAUGAGACAAGCUAAUGAAUAUGAUUUUUAUUAUGAUUUUCAACUUAAUGAAAUUAAUCAGUUGACCAAUGUUUUUUGGAGAGAUGGAAGAAUGCGGUCUGAUUAUGAAUCCUUUGGUGAUUUAUUGAUUCAUGAUACAACUUAUCGUACUAAUAAAUACGAUAUGAUUUGUGGGCCUUUUGUUGGAAUGAAUCUUCACACCCAAAAUAUCAUGUUUGGAGUUGGGUUUAUAUUGAAUGAGAAGGGAUGUGUUUCCAAAAUUGAGGCAUCGGUUGUUCUUCUGGCGGAUUACAAUCCAUGGAUAAUAAGGUUAUAUAGUUUGAAGGAGAAAUGGUGUCCUGUAUAUAACAAAGAUUGGUUUUCCGGGGGUGUUUUGUCUUCUCAAAGGAAUGAGACUACAAAUCAUUCUAUUUCUAGGAGGUUGCAUAAAACCAACGGCUUACGUGAAUUUUACAAGUGUUUUUUGGAUGUAAUUGGUGAAUGGAGAAGUAAGGAGAACACUGGAGAUUAUAAUUCUUCUACUGUUUCUGAGUAUAUUAUUGGGCAUCCUACAAAGUAUUUCAUCAGACACAAUGUCAGAUUCAAUGAGCUAGAGAUGGUUGUUGAUUGUACAUGCAAGUCAUUUGGAGAAAUAGGCAUUCUUUGUUCUCAUAUCCUUAGAGUUUUUAUUGUCCAUAAUGUUGAAAAGCUUCCCAAUCGAUACAUUAUGAAGAGAUGGACCAAAGAGGCUAUGAAUAUUAGGAAGGAGAAGGUAGAGAUAAUGAAAUAA
Spinacia oleracea (spinach) is the source of this 1017-nucleotide messenger RNA. Its product is annotated as protein FAR1-RELATED SEQUENCE 5-like. Gene Ontology annotation, molecular function: zinc ion binding. Lineage: Eukaryota; Viridiplantae; Streptophyta; Magnoliopsida; Caryophyllales; Amaranthaceae. Bases 1 to 1017 code for a protein of 338 amino acids. The record is from RefSeq and is a predicted model, not a curated record. The transcript has 4 exons.